UGCAGCGGUGCUGACUCUAUCCUACCGGCUGAAAACAAAUAAACGACAAAGAAGAGUAUGUUGCUUCACGCGCAUUGCUUCCGUUCUGGUUGAGUCUGCGAGUUGCUGCUUCAUAUAUUUUCAAAAAUGAGCAGUAUAGCUACGGAUAAUGAUAAGGAUCAAGCUGAUGCAAACGCUACAAAUGCUCAGCCUCCACCACCUGCUCCAGGUCUCGCACCACCUGGACCGACGGAACCCAAGAAGUCCAAGAAGAAGAAACACAAGCCCGAAGGAGACAGAGUAAUAGGUCCGGCCGAAGACAUCCUGCCAGCAAGGCCGGAACAGUCCAUGCAAGUUACCCAUCCAGGGAGUGCAACGAGCGCAACCUCCAAUGGGGCACCUCUUCCUCCAGAUGUACAGCCUGCAAGUGGAGCCGUUCCCACUGCACCUUUUAGUGAUAGCGCUGCUGCCGAGCCUCAAGGUCAAGACAUACAAGAACCGACUGCUGUGGCCCAUAGAGAAACCAUUGAGGGCAAGCCACCCAAGUGUGAUGCACCGCCAGCAAUUCCAGUGUCCGUUGCAGCACCUUGCGACAAGUUCCCCAGUCGGCAUGAUCAGGACGAAAUGGACAUAGGCUUUGCGUUGCUGGUCGCCUCCCUUGUCACUUUCAUUGUAUGGCUGAUCUUUCUGUCACUCCAGGAGAAACAUCCCAGUGAGAGACAUGCCACGAAUGAGACGGAGUCUACGCAUGAGACGGAGUCUACGCAUGAAUAACCAGUAACAAGCAACAAUAUUCUAUUGCCAGUCAACUGAAGAAAAGAAGCCCUUGGAUGAGAACAAUUAGUCAUGACGUGACCAUUGCCUCUGUGGAAAACACGUUAGAUUACAAAACCAGUUGUCUGCAUUUCGCAAAUUAGAACUUUUAAUGUUUCAUUAGCAGCUGAUUAUUUUGUAAUUGAAUUUAUGUCCAGCACUUUGGCUGUCGUAGAGUUCUGAUUGGGAAUAAACCUUGCUAAUACAGAACA
Molecule: messenger RNA, 1004 nt
Organism: Ornithodoros turicata
Lineage: Eukaryota; Metazoa; Arthropoda; Arachnida; Ixodida; Argasidae
Product: basic proline-rich protein-like
Exons: 2
Coding region: 127-753 (208 amino acids)
Source: RefSeq, a predicted model, not a curated record